CAAAAUAUAAUCUGAAUGCUCGUCGUGAUUUGAAGGAAAUGGGUAUAAGGAAAGAUUUGCACGCAACUCAAAAGGAUGGAAAAUGGUAUUAUCCAGCAGCAUGCUAUUCUUUAUCACCAGAUGAGAAGUCUAAAGUAUGCAAGUUCUUGAAAAUGGUUAAGGUUCCAGAUGGUUAUUCUUCCAAUGUAUCACGGUGGGUGAAGUUAAAGGAUCGUAAAGUUUAUGGAAUGAAGAGUCACGAUUCUCAUAUUCUGUUGGAACAGUUGCUUCCUCUUGCAAUUCGCGGAGUCGUGCCAAACAAUGUCUUUGAUGCUAUCACCGAGUUAAGUAUUUUCUUCAGAGAGUUGUGUUCAAAAACAUUAAGGGUUGAUGUUUUGGAUCAACUUGCAGCUCAAAUUCCAAUAACAUUAUCCAAAUUAGAAAAAAUAUUUCUACCAACAUUUUUUGAUGUUAUGGUGCACUUGGUCAUUCAUCUCCCAACAGAAGCUAAGGUUGCUGGACCUGUACAAAACAGGUGGAUGUACCCAAUGGAGCGAUUAAUGGGCAAAUGGAAAUGUUACGUUCGUAAUAGAAAUCAGCCUGAAGGAUCUAUUGCAGAGGGGUAUAUUGUUGAAGAAAGUCUAAUAUUUUGUUCAAGAUAUUUACAUUGUGGUGCGAAAGGAUAUAAUCGAAUGGACAAAAAUUAUGAAGGUGAUCAUGUUGAGUCAUACAGUGGAUUAUCAAUAUUUGAACAAAAGGAUUGUCCGUUAUUAAGAGAUACAUCCAAAAAUCUUGAAGAGUUUGAGCGAAAACAAGCUCAUCUUUAUGUCUUGAGAAAUUGUGAAGAAGUUCAACCAUUUCUACAAUAUGUUUCAUUAUAUUAUUGUGUUCACUAGUCUCCCAUCUCAAAUUAUUUGUCGUGUUUCUUUUUCACACGCCUCUUAAGAAAAUAUUAAUUUUGGGAUGUUUUGACUAUUUUACCCUUAUUUAUGUCUUAAGAGGGGUAAUCUCUUUUCAUUGAAUAUUUAUUCUAUUUAUAUGCCAUCUCCCCAUAACUGAGGUGUUUGUGGUUG
This is a messenger RNA of Lycium barbarum (goji berry), 1052 nucleotides long. RefSeq lists its product as uncharacterized. The record is from RefSeq and is a predicted model, not a curated record. The transcript has 2 exons. Lineage: Eukaryota; Viridiplantae; Streptophyta; Magnoliopsida; Solanales; Solanaceae. Bases 39 to 875 code for a protein of 278 amino acids.